AUGGUCCCAAAGGCUUUUGCUGUCGGCGUAGCCAUCUUUGCGAGCCUUCCUUGUUGUCUUGCACAAGAUGUCAUCACGGAAGAUACUUACUUCUAUGGAGAGUCUCCCCCUGUGUAUCCGUCACCGCAAAUCACUGGGCUCGGCGACUGGGCCGAUGCUUAUUCCAAAGCUAAGGCUCAAGUAGCCCAGCUGACGCUGGAUGAAAAGAUCAAUUUGACCGUUGGAUACGCGCCGACCAGCGGUUGCAGUGGAGCGAUUGCUCCUAUCCCACACAUCGGCUUUAAAGGUCUCUGCCUGAGCGAUGCUGGCAACGGUGUGCGAAAUACCGACUUUGUGAGCUCGUGGCCCAGCGGCAUUCACGUCGGCGCCUCAUGGAACAAGAACCUGGCACAUCGACGCGGCAUGGCAAUGGGCAAGGAAGCGAAAAAGAAGGGAGUCAACGUCCUUCUUGGCCCCGUCGUCGGCCCCGUUGGAAGAGUUGUCCUCGGUGGGAGGAACUGGGAAGGCUUCUCUCCUGACCCAUAUCUUGCCGGUCAACUGGUCGCUGAAUCUGUCUCUGGGGUUCAAGGCGCAGGUGUUCAGACGAGCACCAAGCAUUACAUUGGCAAUGAGCAGGAGUUGGACCGAAAUCCCAACUCUGAUCAUAGCAUAGAGUCCGUAUCCUCAAAUAUUGACGACGUCACAAUGCAUGAACUCUACCUAUGGCCCUUUCAAGAUGCAGUACGAGCUGGCACUGCAAACAUCAUGUGUUCAUACCAGCGAGUCAAUAACUCGUACGGGUGUCAAAACAGCAAGCUUCUCAACGGCGCUCUGAAGGAAGAACUGGGUUUUCAGGGCUAUGUUGUGACGGAUUGGACUGCCCUUCGCAGCGGUGUGGGUGCAGCCCUCGCUGGGCUAGACAUGGCCAUGCCAAACGGGGGCGCUUUCUGGGGCGCCAACUUGACCAAGGCUGUCUUGAAUGGCACUGUCGAAGAGACCAGGAUCGAUGACAUGGCCACUCGAAUUUUGGCGGCAUGGUACUAUCUCAAACAGGACCAAGACUUUCCCCCGAGUGGAUACGGCAUGCCAAAGGACCUGACGGCUCCCCACGAGAAGGUGGAAGCACGAGAUGUGGCAGACAAGCCCAUCUUGUCCGCCGGUGCUGUGGAGGGACAUGUCUUGCUCAAGAACAUCGACAACACGUUACCGUUGAAGAAUCCCAAGACGCUCUCUAUUUUUGGCUACUCGGCCGAGGCGCCGCCAGCCAACGCUCCCAACGCCACCGGCUUUUCUCCUUGGGUGCUUGGUUUCGAAUCGGCUUUGAACUCACUGCAGGCCGUGUUGGGGGCGUUCCUCGGGUUGCCCAGCACGAAACCGCCACCCGCCAUCGCGAGUAAUGGCACGCUGCUUGCAGGCGGUGGCUCGGGGGCUGUCUCCCAAUCAACCUUCAUGUCGCCCUUUGCGGCACUGAUGAACCGUGCAGAUGCGGACAACACGCAAGUCUGGUGGGACUUGGUGUCGGGGACACCGAGCGUCAUGCAAGACAGCGAUGCCUGCCUCGUCUUUGGCAAUGCCUGGGCGUCCGAGUCAUUCGACCGGCCGGGACUGAGAGACGACUUUACCGACGGCCUCAUCCUCCACGUGGCGAGCCAGUGCCGGCGCACUGUUGUCGUUCUGCACAACGCUGGCGUGCGGCUUGUGGAUCAGUGGAUCGAGCAUCCGAAUGUGACGGCCGUGAUUUUUGCACAUCUACCGGGGCAGGAGACAGGUAAAGCAUUGGUGUCGCUGCUUUAUGGAGAGAGCCACUUCUCCGGAAAGCUGCCCUACACGGUCGCGAAGAACGAGUCCGACUACGGCGACCUCUUGAAGCCUACUGUUGGGGAAGGUCGGUUCAAGAAAUUCCCGCAGAGCAACUUUACGGAAGGCGUGUAUAUCGACUACAAGCAUUUUGAUCGGGAGGGCAUUGAGCCACGAUUUGAAUUUGGCUUCGGCCUUGGCUACACCACCUUUGCUUUCAGCAACCUCAGAGUCGAGCCCGUUGCCGGCAGGAAUGGAACCGCACCCUAUCCGACAGGAGAGAUCAUUCAAGGCGGAAGCGUUGACCUUUGGGACGUGGUCGCUCGUGUGUCUGUGGACGUCACCAACACAGGGGCCGUUGACGGUGCAGAAGUUGCUCAGCUCUAUGUCGCCAUCCCAGGUGGACCAGAGAAGCAGCUCCGAGGUUUUGAAAAACUGCCGCUCAAGCCCGGACAGGCGGCCACUGCAAAGUUUGAACUCACCCGGAGAGAUUUGAGCGCAUGGGAUGUCGUGGCUCAAAAGUGGAAGCUCCAGAGCGCCGAGUAUGGCAUUUUUGUGGGAUCAAGUAGCCGACAGCUACCACUUCAGGGCAAGCUACAGCUCGGAUGUAAGAAGCGUCGAGUAUAA
Messenger RNA from Thyridium curvatum, 2403 nucleotides. RefSeq lists its product as uncharacterized. The transcript has 9 exons. Lineage: Eukaryota; Fungi; Ascomycota; Sordariomycetes; Thyridiales; Thyridiaceae. Bases 1 to 2403 code for a protein of 800 amino acids. Gene Ontology annotation, molecular function: beta-glucosidase activity. Gene Ontology annotation, biological process: glucan catabolic process. The record is from RefSeq and is a predicted model, not a curated record.